AUGGCAAAUCCAUCAGAUGAAGAGGCUGAUUCACGCACAGCCCUGGUGGGCGCACCGCGCACUCGGUCCAAUCCGCGUUCCUCGCGCUCCGCAUCCCGCGACAGCACCCGCCCGACCAAGAGACGGCGCCGCAAUAGAAAUAAGGACUCGGACCUAGCUGACUUUGUUCCAAAAGGUGUUGCAUUCAGUGCCACCUCACUGCCAGUGGAUGAUCCAGACAACACAUCUAGCUCUGGAUCUAGUUCAGCCUCCGAUUCUAAUGCGGCCCCAACUACCGUCGCAAACCCACAUGCCGGUAGCACCGCGCCUGCAAUUAGCUGGAACCAAGGUCGGAAGGCUCCAGUGCGCACAACACUUGGAAAACGAUCAGCACCAGCCGACGAGAACCCCGCUCUAGUACACACAACACUUGGAAAACGACCAGCACCACCCGAUGAGAAGCCCACUCAGUUUGAAGCCGUGAAUGAUAAAUAUUGGCGCAGUCGCAGUGAAUCUCUUUCGGCCAAUGGCGAAGACAAGCCCACAGCAAACAACCAACCUCAAGACGACGGUGAGCUGGAAGAUGGGGAAAUUGACUCCAAGAGUGACACGGAUGAUUCAGAUUCUCUUGGUUCUGAAGCUGAUGACUCUAUCCUGCUGAACAUAGGGGACAAGAUGGAUGGUAUCAAUGACUAUGACCCUGCCACUCUAGCCCAUCAGCAUGGGUCCAACACCGGAAACUCAGGCACAUCUACACAAUCCGGACCUGGGUCGAAAGAGGAAGCGUUCCGACUUUUCUCAAUCAAAUAUCCAAAUGCGCCUGUUGCUUUAGUGGAUCUAAGCCAGACAGACCUUGAGAUCCUUGCGAAGUACGUCUAUUUUGAUCGUAACAUCCAUGAUCUAGACCUCAAACUUCCCAUCUCUUGUCUCGAAUGUCAAAAUGAGGGCCAUAUAGCCGAUGUCUGCCCAGCAAAAGAGUGUGAACACUGCGGUGCCUGGAAUCAGCACCAAAGCAGUACUUGUCCCGAUUGGCGACGAUGCCAAAGAUGCCGUGAACGUGGUCACGACGAACCGCAAUGCGAUGCAAAGCUACGGAACUUCGCUUACGAAGUGCCAUGUGACUACUGCGGCAAUGAACACCUGGAAGCCGAAUGUGAUUUCCUAUGGAAGUUCCCAAGGAGGGAUCUUCACUCCGACCAAGUCAUAGUGUCAAUCUGCUGUGCGAAUUGCUGCAGUGCGAAGCAUCUUGUAGGAGAUUGCCCAUCUAGCAGCUUACGCGCAACAGCCGCGUCAUCAUCAUUUACCUUGAAGGGAAUCGACCCAGAUAUGAUCACAAACCUCAACACCGUCCUCCCGCAGCGAGAGACCGGCCCACCAAGCCGAUCUCGCGGACGAGACAGAGAAUGGUCGCGACCCCCAUCCCCAGACGAUGAUGACAUGAUGUCCCGCAUAUCCCGCGGCGGCCGAGGACGCCCCAUCCCUGCUCCUCGUGGCAAUACUCUUUCCAUCAGGGUCCCAAGCAGAGCUAAACGCGGUGGUGAUCCACCAUCUAGAGGGCCUUCUCGUGGUCGCUCAACAUUCUCUGGAAACAACAAUCGCGCGCGCUCCCCCAACCCGCCUCUUCCACGGGGUCCUCCUCCACCGAGAGGCGGCGGCCGAAACCGCGGAUCACAACGAGGAGGAUUCUCACGCGGACCACGUAAUGGUGGUGGUGGCGGCGGCCGAAGCCGCGGGUGGUAA
Molecule: messenger RNA, 1719 nt
Organism: Penicillium roqueforti
Lineage: Eukaryota; Fungi; Ascomycota; Eurotiomycetes; Eurotiales; Aspergillaceae
Product: zinc knuckle domain protein
Exons: 2
Coding region: 1-1719 (572 amino acids)
Molecular function (GO): zinc ion binding; nucleic acid binding
Source: RefSeq, a predicted model, not a curated record